CAGUUCCCCGCCCUCUAACGUAUCUGGGAGGGUGAAUUGUUACAAUGUAAUUUUGGCCAAUAAUUGGUGCCGGUGACCGCCCCCCCAGCCAUGCCGCUGCUUCCUCUCUCAGAGGUCUCACUGGUCCCCAACCGCAGCACCCGCUGACAUGGCCUGGACGCUGCUGUUCGUCCUCACCACACUCCACACAGGCUCCUGUGACCUCUGGGUGUCCCAAGCUGCCGAGGUCCACGCCCAGGAGGGCGCCGCCGCCCUGCUCCCCUGCUCCUUCAAUGCCAGCUCGAGCGGCCUGGCCAUUGGCUCUGUCACGUGGUACCGAGACAAGGUGGCCCCGGAAAACGAGGUGAAGAACGAGACCCCCGAGUUCAGGGGCCGCCUGGCUCCCCUAGCGCCGUCGCGCUUCCUCCGGGAGCACCAGGCCGAGCUGCGCCUCGGGGACACCCGGGCCCGAGACGCGGGCGUCUACCUGUCGCCGGCACGCGGGAACCCAGCGGCGCUCCUCCAUCGCCUCUUCGCAGUGAUCCAGACCCAUGACCGCUUUCCUCUUCAGGAGACCCCGCUCGUGCCCUGA
Molecule: messenger RNA, 571 nt
Organism: Fukomys damarensis (Damara mole-rat)
Lineage: Eukaryota; Metazoa; Chordata; Mammalia; Rodentia; Bathyergidae
Gene: Ncr3
Product: natural cytotoxicity triggering receptor 3
Exons: 4
Coding region: 149-571 (140 amino acids)
Biological process (GO): natural killer cell activation; positive regulation of natural killer cell mediated cytotoxicity; immune response-activating cell surface receptor signaling pathway
Source: RefSeq, a predicted model, not a curated record